This is a messenger RNA of Harmonia axyridis, 1349 nucleotides long. RefSeq names its product coiled-coil domain-containing protein 137. The record is from RefSeq and is a predicted model, not a curated record. Bases 114 to 1067 code for a protein of 317 amino acids. Lineage: Eukaryota; Metazoa; Arthropoda; Insecta; Coleoptera; Coccinellidae. The transcript is spliced from 5 exons.
AGAAAAACACUGACAGGAUAUUGUAUCAUUCGAUGAACCCAAAACUUCUUUAGCUGCCAAAGUUUUGUUUUUAGGUUAUAGAAUAAAUAUCAAGUAAUAAAUAAAAUUACAUUAUGGGGCGAAAAAUACCUGGAAGGAAACAUCAUGGUGUAAGAGAUCCUGAAAAGCAGAGAGCACUUCGUUUGCAGUUGCAGAGAGUUAACGAAGCUCCAACAAAUGAAGAUUCACAGCCAAUUCCCAAUAGUUUGAGGAGGAUCGGAGAAUUGAUUGAAAAAGCUAAAAAUGGUCCCAAAAUUCAAAAUAAAGCUAUUAAAAAGGCAAAAAAUGAAAAGAAGCCGAAAAAACUGAUUGUUAUUAAAUCAAAAGUUGGAGAAAAUGAAAAAACUGUUCCAAAAUUCGAGCAGAAGAAGGGAGAAUCAGAUAAAGUAUUUCUGAAUAGAUGUCAUAAAAUGUGUGAGAAUGUUAUAAGAGAGGUGAAUUUCGAGAAUAAAUUUGGAGUUGAAGUUACAAGGAAUUCUGAAACAGGAAAGAUUGAGAACACUAUAAAUAAGAAAGUUGAAGACCCCCUCAAAAAAAUGAUAAAAGAUGCAAAAAAAGAAGCAAAGAAGAAACCUAAGAAGAAGAAAAAAGACGAUGGUAUUGUGAAACUGACGAAGGCUGAGAAGAAAAAACUGAAGUUGAAGAUGAAAAAGGAACAGAAAAAGGAGAAAUCAUUUCCAGAUUUUCAGAGGGACACGGUGAAAUUUGGAGAUGUUUAUCACGCACCUCCAGAGUUGCCCCUUCCUGCAAAAGUCGCGAAGAAAAAUGAAGCAGCUAGGCCUGGCCAGAAAAAUUUAUUGCUCAAAGCCAUAAUUAACGGUGAAGAAGUACCAAAUCAAUUGAAGAAACCUGUUCAGAAAAGUUUGAAUGCUACAAAGAAAGUGGGCCAAAAGAACAUAAAUAAAAAAGGAAAACGAAAAGACCUACCAGCUGGAGUUAGAAAGCAACUUGAGAUGCAGCAAAAGGAAAUAAUCGAAGCAUACAAAGCAGUCAAAGCGAACAAGCCUAAAAAUCAACUCAGAAAGUGAACACAGAUAUGCAAAUUCUUGGAAAGUGAAGCUUCUAGUCUACCGAACUGAAAAAACAAGAGAUUGAGGAGACAAUACAAUACAUCAGUUGUGAUGAAGAGAAAGCAGGUGGGUUCAUUGAAUUCAAGAAUCCAUUUAGAAAUAAGUAUAAGUGCUUAUUUAUACAAGAUAUUUCAUUUAACUUUUUAUUUUUCAAGUUAGAAUUGUUACUCUCCGUUAUGAUUUCUUGGAAUUUAUAAUUUUGUAAUGUUUUUAGUUCGAAUAAACUAUUUUGUUGAAGUA